This is a messenger RNA of Didymodactylos carnosus, 300 nucleotides long. The record is from the annotation of a GenBank genome assembly. NCBI's taxonomy places the organism in Eukaryota, Metazoa, Rotifera, Eurotatoria, Philodinida, Philodinidae.
AUGAAGCGAUCAAUUUUGCGCAGACAUCCCGUUAUGUUUGGUAUUUUUCUUCCCGACAUGGAUUAUGAAGAUUAUGAUCAUAUUGUGCCAGCGGUUGGGAUACGAUAUAAAAAUGAAGACGAAUAUGAUCCAGACGAUGAACUCAUCUAUUAUGAUCUAUAUGACGAGGAAAAAAUUGAGAAAACUAUGAGUGAAGAUGAGUGGGGAUCAAGGAGAAAGUCGAUGUGUACGAAAGAAGAAGCAGACGAUGGAUGCAUACCAUUAGAUGUGAGUUCACUUCGUUUUUUACUUAUUAACUGA